GAUGAAUCCCAACUUACCAUAUUAUGGUUCCUGCAGUGUUCAUUAAGAGGCAUGCAAUUUCGGAAACUUGUGACUUAGGUUCAGUCACGUAGAUAUAUAUAUAUAUAUAUAUAUAGCGAGAGAGAGAGAGCCUGAUCAUUGGCCAGAAACUGAUCGAGAAUAAUCAAGUUAUACGGAGGGUGGUUUCGAGUGAGACUAUAUGUAAGCAAGUAAAAUAACAUGGUAACAGCAAGAAUCAGGAGAAUAGUGUCAUCACCUUGCUGGAGAUCAUCUCGUACUGAGGGUGAGAACAAUAAUAAUUCUAGUAAGAACGGGGAUGCCAAUGGUCGUGUCGAUGGAUUAUUGUGGUACAAGGAUUCUGGGAAACAUGUGAAUGGAGAAUUCUCGAUGGCUGUUGUUCAGGCCAAUCAUUUGCUGGAGGAUCAAAGCCAGCUUGAAUCAGGUUCAUUGAGCUCAUUUGAAGAAGAUGGUCCUCAAGGUACCUUCGUUGGGAUAUAUGAUGGCCAUGGAGGUCCUGAAGCUGCUGGCUUUGUCAAUGACAACCUUUUCAAGAACAUCAAGAGAUUUACUUCACAGAAUCAAGGGAUGUCGGAAGAAGUGAUAAAGAAAGCAUUUUUGGAAACAGAAGAGGAGUUUCUAAGCCAAGUGAAGGAGCAGUGGAUGAAGAAGCCACUGUUAGCGUCAGUGGGAUCUUGCUGUUUGAUAGGCAUCAUCUGUAACGGCAUGCUCUUCAUUGCAAAUGCAGGAGACUCUCGUGCUGUGUUGGGCAGACUCCACAAGGCACAUAAAGAAAUCAAAGCCAUUCAGUUAUCUUCUGAGCACAAUGUCAGCAUGGAAUCUGUCAGACACGAGUUGCGUUCCUCUCACCCACAUGAUCCUCACAUCGUUGUUCUCAAACACAGGGUCUGGCGUGUCAAGGGCAUCAUUCAGGUUUCGAGAUCCAUAGGAGAUGCAUAUCUAAAGAGGGCAGAGUUUAACAAAGAGCCUCUGAUGGCGAAAUUCAGAGUAGAAGAACCAUUUGAGAAGCCGAUCCUGAAGGCAGAACCAACAGUGCAUGUGCAGAAACACCACCCAGACGAUCGGUUCAUUAUAUUUGCAUCAGAUGGCUUGUGGGAACACUUGACCAAUCAAGAAGCUGUAGACAUUGUCUACAACUAUCCCCGCAAUGGAAUAGCUCGGAGGCUGGCGAAAGCGGCGAUGUGCGAGGCAGCAAAGAAGAGAGAGAUGAGAUACUCAGACUUGAAGAAGAUAGAGAGAGGAGUGAGGAGGCAUUUCCAUGACGACAUAACAGUGAUAGUCUUGUUUUUGGAUUCUCAUCUCACCAGUCGCUCCACUUGGCGUGGCUCCUGCCUUUCUCCCCGAUCACCUGCUCCUGCCUCCAAUAAUAAUGUUAAUGAUCGUUCUCAAUUCUGA
Prosopis cineraria is the source of this 1413-nucleotide messenger RNA. Its product is annotated as probable protein phosphatase 2C 38. Gene Ontology annotation, molecular function: protein serine/threonine phosphatase activity; cation binding. Bases 220 to 1413 code for a protein of 397 amino acids. NCBI's taxonomy places the organism in Eukaryota, Viridiplantae, Streptophyta, Magnoliopsida, Fabales, Fabaceae. Gene Ontology annotation, biological process: protein dephosphorylation. The record is from RefSeq and is a predicted model, not a curated record. The transcript has 4 exons.